This is a messenger RNA of Leptosomus discolor (cuckoo roller), 1633 nucleotides long. The record is from RefSeq and is a predicted model, not a curated record. Lineage: Eukaryota; Metazoa; Chordata; Aves; Leptosomiformes; Leptosomidae.
AUGUCAGCACUGUAAUUGUCAUCCUGCAGGAGCCAUUAGUGGGUCUUGUCAUCUUGUUACUGGACAGUGUGUUUGUAAACAAUUUGUAACUGGCUUGAAAUGUGACAACUGUGUUCCCGAUGCUAGUAAUUUGGAUGUCCACAACCUGUUUGGCUGCAGUAAAACUCCAUUCCAGCAACCUCCUCCUACAGCAGAAGUUCUCAAUUCCUCUGUUAUCAGUCUUUUGUGGAGUUCCCCUGACUCUCCAAAUUCUAACAGGCUUACUUACCAGCUGUAUAGGGAUGAGGCCAAAAUCUAUACAACCGAAGACUACCACCCUUAUAGUGUUCAGACCUUCACCGAUACCAUGUUAUCUCCAUAUACCUUCUAUUCCUAUUAUGUCCAAGCCAGCAACGUUCACGGUUUUACUAGAAGUGCCUCAGUGACAUACAGAACAAAAUCUGGGAUGCCUACAGGGAGCCUACAUUUAAAUCCUGUAUUUCCUGUUAGUCACCGCUCUGUUUUACUUUACUGGACAAGCCUCUCCAAUGACUCUGGGCCCAUAGAGAAAUACAUUUUGACAUGUACGAGCUUGGUUGAUCUUCAGCCCUGUGGUCAGUAUGAAGGCUUAAAAACUUCAGCAAUUAUUUGGAAUCUCGUUCCAUUUACAAAGUAUGUUUUUUCUGUGCAAGCUUGUACUAGUGGAGGCUGCUUAAAGAGCCAGCCAGUAACAGUAAUUACUGCACAAGCUCCUCCAGAAGGGCUACACCCGCCGAUGGUAGAAACCAUCAGCUCUACAGAACUGUCUGUGGAAUGGUCACCACCUGAGAAACCAAAUGGCAUAAUUAUAAGAUAUGAACUUUACAUGAGAAAAAAAUUAAAGCUGGCUGGGAACAUUCUUCCACCUGAAAUUCGUAUUUUCCAAAGCAGUGGAUGGCUCAGUCCUCAGCCAGUUAUGGAGUCUCCUAAUGAAAAUGCCCUGGCUCCACCGCAGACGAGUACCACAGUCACUGAUCUGGAGCCAUUCACAGAGUAUGAAUUUUAUGUGCUAGCAGUAAACAUGGCAGGUAGCGUAUCUUCAGGCUGGAUAUCAGGAAAAACAGGAGAGGCUGCCCCAAUGUUAAUGCCAUCUCCGUCAGUGUUCCCUCUUUCACCAUAUUCCCUCAACGUGUCAUGGGAAAAACCUGAAGAGAAUUUAGCAAGAGGAGAAGUGAUGGGAUACAGCAUCAGUUUGAUGACUGAACAAAGGUUCUUGCCACCAUUUUCCCAGGUUUUGCAUAUAGCUGAGGCUCAUGAGCUAUCCUAUGUAGCAACAGGAUUAAAACCUUACAGGAUGUACAACUUUACUGUUACUGUCUGCAAUCAAAUUGGUUGUGUAACCAGUGAGCCAGGCACCGGGCAAACCUUGGCAGCUGCUCCAAGAAAACUUAGUGCCCCUCGUGUUGAAGGAAUAAACAGCACAACGGUAAAGAUAAAUUGGAAUGAACCUGAAGAACUUAAUGGACCUUCUCCCAUCUACCAGGUGGAAAGGAUGGAUUCAUCUUUAGCUACAUUGAGUACAGAAGUAAUGAAAGGGAUCCGUUUCCCAGGAAAUGGAUAUUACCGAUUCGCUAGUUCCACUCUCCCCGCCAAUACUUACUUUACAGGUAAAUGA